Messenger RNA from Heterocephalus glaber (naked mole-rat), 690 nucleotides. It is a transcript of the gene Il22ra2, whose product is annotated as interleukin 22 receptor subunit alpha 2. The record is from RefSeq and is a predicted model, not a curated record. Gene Ontology annotation, cellular component: plasma membrane. NCBI's taxonomy places the organism in Eukaryota, Metazoa, Chordata, Mammalia, Rodentia, Bathyergidae. Gene Ontology annotation, biological process: cytokine-mediated signaling pathway. Gene Ontology annotation, molecular function: protein binding; cytokine receptor activity.
AUGCCUAAGCAUUGCUUUCUAGGCUUCCUCCUCAGCCUUUUCCUGACUGGUGGAGUAGGAACUCAGCCAGCUCAUGACUCUCUGAAGCCUCAGAGGGUACGAUUUCAGUCUCGAAACUUCUAUAAUGUUUUGCUCUGGGAGCCUGGGUGGGCUCUCACCAGCAAUCAGAGCAUCUAUUUUGUGCAGUACAAAAUGUAUGGUGAGAGAGACUGGAAAAGUAAGAAGGAAUGUUGGGGUACUCAGGAACUCUUUUGUGACCUUACAAACGAAACCUCAGACCUGCAGGAGCUUUACUAUGGGAGGGUGCAGACGGCCUCGGCAGGGGUUUACUCUGGAUGGAGCAUGACACCACGCUUCAUUCCCUGGUGGGAAACGAAAAUAGAGCCUCCAGUCAUAAAUAUAACCAGAGUUAAUGGAUUGUUGUCGGUGGUUUUCCAUACUCCAAAUCCACCAUAUAGAGACCAAAAAGGAACUAUAUCAAUGGAAAAUUACUAUGACCUAGAAUACCGAGUUUUUAUAAUUAAAAAUUCACUAAAAAUGGAACAACAAGUCUAUGAAGGGCCUCACAGAGUUGUUGAAAUUGAAGGUCUCAUACCUCGCUCUGGUGCCUGCAUAGUAGCUGAACUAUACAUACCCAGGUUUGACAGAGGAAGCCCAAGAAGUGCAAAGAGAUGUGUGGGGGCUGCAUAA